AUGAGAAUUUCUUGGGCAAUCCAGACAGUGGCCCUGUUUUACCUGGCUACAUCCCACGGAGCUUCGGCCGACCGUUCUAUCAAUAUCAUCAAGAAAGACUUGACAAUUAAACCUCAGCAACCCAACUAUCAAUCCGAUGUCUAUUUUUUCAAGAGAGUUCUCGACGUGACAGAGGAGCAGGACCGUUACUCAUCACAUUCCAACAAUGUUAAGCUCUUUGCGCGAGCCGUCGGCGAUGAUGAGGUUGGGGUCCAGCACCGUCAGCCUAGCCGCCCUAACCAUGGCAGACACCGUGGUAGAAAUCCCCACCGCGGCAGAAAUCCCCAUCGCGGCAGGAAUCCUCAUCGCGGUAGGAAUCCCCAUCGCGGUAGGAAUCCCCAUCACGGUAGGAACCCCAGGCCCAAGCCCAAGCCCAAGCCCAAGCCCACGAGACCCAGUGAUCCGAAACCCAGACCAACACAGAGGCCUAAACCCAGUCCCAAACCCAGUCCUUCGCCUACGCUCAGACCCAGACCACCUACUCGAAGACCCACCACCGUGCGCACAACGACGACAACUGCUACUGUCCCUACCUCCACCUCUGCUCCAGUUGCUCCAGUUGCUCCAGUCGCCCCAGUCGCCCCAGUUCCCCCAGUUGCUCCAACCGUUCCAUUUGCCCCUCCUAGCAACAACAACCCUGAUAACGUGCAGGGUAAUCCACCAGGUGUUGUUGAUCCUACGACUUCUCCUCAGCCAAAUUCUGACCUGGCUGCGGGAGUUACUAGCACUACAAUGUCUGGUGAUUCUGGCUCCUCGCUGGGCGCCAUCCUUGGUGCUGUCGUUGCUUCUGUAGCUCUUGCAGGCCUCGUUGCUCUUGGUGUUUACCGACGCCGUGAGAAACGUCGCACCAUUGAGGAGCAGCCCAUGUCUGGCGCUCCCGAAUUGGAUGAGGCCCCUCGUACAGCGUUUAGGCAUGAGUCCUUCAUGGCACUGGUGAAGGAUGCUGCUCAGGGCUUCUAUGCUCCUGGAACAGCCGCUCCUAGCGCUGGUUCUGGUCCUUCGCCUCUUGCAACCGUCAGUGCUGGCGCUGGCGCUGCAGCCUUGUCACGCCAGUCUAGUACCAGCUCUCAGAACAGUCAACACUUGGGCACAACCAAGAAUUCUUUGAAUGGUGCUAUGCCCCCUUCGUCUGUCCUCCCUCCUUUGGCUCAUCUCGCAGAUGGACGUCCCUCAGAGUUUAGCAAUGUUCCCCUUUAG
Messenger RNA from Lobosporangium transversale, 1236 nucleotides. RefSeq lists its product as hypothetical. The transcript is spliced from 2 exons. The record is from RefSeq and is a predicted model, not a curated record. Bases 1 to 1236 code for a protein of 411 amino acids. Lineage: Eukaryota; Fungi; Mortierellomycota; Mortierellomycetes; Mortierellales; Mortierellaceae.